Balearica regulorum gibbericeps (East African grey crowned-crane) is the source of this 924-nucleotide messenger RNA. Lineage: Eukaryota; Metazoa; Chordata; Aves; Gruiformes; Gruidae. The record is from RefSeq and is a predicted model, not a curated record.
GAACCUUCCGAGGAGUGUGCAAGAAAAUCGACCACUUCCCUGAGGAUGCGGAUUAUGAGCAAGACACGGCCGAGUAUCUGCUCCGCGCGGUGAGAGCGUCCAGCAUCUUCCCCAUCCUCAGUGUGGGUCUACUGUUCUUCGGGGGCCUGUGCGUGGCAGCCAGCGAGUUCUACAAGAGCAAACACAACGUCAUCCUCAGUGCCGGCAUCUUCUUUGUCUCUGCAGGUCUCAGCAACAUCAUCGGGAUUAUAGUCUACAUCUCGGCCAACGCGGGGGACCCAGGGCAGAGCGACUCCAAGAAGAGCUACUCCUACGGCUGGUCCUUCUACUUUGGAGCGCUGUCCUUCAUCAUCGCAGAGAUGGUGGGGGUGAUCGCCGUGCACAUGUACAUCGAGAAGCACCGCCAGAUCCGUGCCAAGUCCCACUCAGAGCUGCUGAAGAAGUCGGCCUUCACCCGCCUCCCUCCCUACAGGUACCGCUUCCGCCGGCGGUCCAGCUCUCGCUCCACCGAGCCCCGGUCCCGGGACAUGUCGCCCGUCAGCAAGGGGUUCAGCACCAUCCCCUCCACCGACAUCUCCAUGUUCACCCUCUCCAGGGAUCCCUCCAAGGUCACCAUGGGGACACUGCUUAACUCGGAGCGGGACCACGGUUUUUUACAGGUCCAUAACUCCAUCCCCAAAGAGUUCAAGGAGUCUUUGCACAACAACCCGGCCAACAGACGAACCACGCCGGUCUGAGGCGGGCAGGGGCAUUUUGUCAGGCUGCAUGACAUCAUCCUCGUGACGGUGUAACCCGUGAAAUCCUGUUUUUAAGGACAAACCCAGAUGGCUCCCCGUGCCCCUACCCACGGGGCUGGUUUUUCACUCCCGAAAUGCCACUGGCCAGGCCAGGCCACUGCGCCCAUGGUGAGACCGGGACCCCCGC